Messenger RNA from Rhodamnia argentea, 489 nucleotides. RefSeq lists its product as uncharacterized. Lineage: Eukaryota; Viridiplantae; Streptophyta; Magnoliopsida; Myrtales; Myrtaceae. The coding region runs from base 1 to 489 and encodes 162 amino acids. The record is from RefSeq and is a predicted model, not a curated record. The transcript has a single exon.
AUGGGCAAUUGUGCAGCUCCGCAAAUCACCAGAAAUGGUGGCCUUGCCAUGACCGCCCAUCACCAUAACUGGUCAUCAUCUCCUCCAUCCACGCUCAAGCUCAUUCACACGGAUGGAAGACUGCAAGAGUUCACUCAAACCAUCAAGGCCUCUCACCUCCUCUCCCAAAACCCUAACUGCUUCCUCUGCAGCUCAGAGUCCAUGUUCAUCGACUCCAUCGUCCCUCGAAUCCACGAAGAAGAAGAUCUCUGUUUAGGCCAACUCUAUUUCCUCUUGCCUCUCUCCAUGUCCCAAGCCCCGCUCUCUUUCCGAGAGCUCUGCGUGCUCGCCAUCAAGGCCAGCACCGCGCUCGAGAGCAGCUCGAGGUCAAGCAAAAGGAAGGAUGGAGUUUCGUCAGCAGCAGGCCAUGGGAGGCGGUGUGGAGCUCCAGCCGGGUUCGACGCCACAAGACUAGAAUUGGGUCAGAGGAGCCGAAGAAUUGAGUUGUGA